AUGGACAGUCACGAGCCGACACCCCCGGUGUCAGACGCCUUACGCUCAACCGCCGUUCCUAUCGCACAGCUCGAGGCCGACAGCUCGGAAAAGAGGUCUAUCCAUGCGACUGUAACGCUUUUAUGGCCCUAUUCUUCGUCCAGCAAGUCCUUCAGCCUUCUGCUCGCCGAGCCCGACUUCCGUCUCCGACGCUCGAAUGGACAGGUGAAGGUCUUCUUCCACGGCCGUGCGGCGGAGCAGGUCGCCCAGUCACAGGUUGGAAUCGGGGACAGUGUCUAUCUUAGCCUGGCUGGGUCGAGAUUUGUGAAAAAUGAUGCGACACAGACGCCCGGAAAAGGUGUCUCGUCGGAUGUGCACUUCGAUAAUUAUGUGCUUCUUGAGGUCUGGCGGGACUCGAAGCUACUAUCCACUGUUGAAGUCGAACGCUCAUCCCCCCAACCUCCGACUCCCGAUGAUGGCAUGCUGGCCGUUCCAUCGACCCCCGCUGCAAAUGGCUACACACAAGAUUCAGGUCCGCUAGGCUCAAACGCGUGGCAGUCACCGGCCUUUCUGGGAAGAUCUCGGAUGUCCUUUGGAAUCUCCGACACCGCGUUCGAUCAUUUUGCGGAAGAGGACGGGUACAUUCCGGGGAAGGGGAGGAAACGGCCUAGGUUUAGCAUGCGAGCCAACGAGUGGCGUGUGAUCGAUGAGCCUGAAAGUCCUGGGGAGAAAGAUUUACCGGAGGAUUGGAUGGCAAUAUUCGAUGAAGGUCUAGCGGAAGAGCCAGAUGUUGAUGGGGAUAGUAUUGGUGAACAAAUGGAGGCGGCCAAUAUCCCGUCCGAGCCAGAAGAUGGAGCGACAGUCACUCAUACCUCAGAAGCCAAUGUUUUCCCUAUGGAAACCCGAGUGGAGGCUUCAGAAACAAAUACGGAGCAACUGCCUGACCGGGAAAAUGAUGAUACGCAUUUUCUCCAUCCCAACACCCCUUUACGAACCGGAACCCCGGACGUCGUCAAACAGAAUAUCCCAGCCUAUUCCUCUAAUCUCCCAACAGAUACCCCACGCUUGCAUCCGAUUCCCUCCCCUGGACUUCCUCUUCCUUCUCCCCUUGUAACCACUCCCAACAAUACCAGCGGGCGUGUUUCUUCAGCUACUCACAAUGUGGCGGCUCCAACUACAGCUCCACCACCCGAGCCGACUAGCUUCGGCCUGCCUCACGUGCCAACUGUUGUCGAAGAAAUUCAAGCCGGUGGACGUGAUGAUUUGGCUCCUGCAUCCACUGACAAGGUCGGCCUUGUCCCGGAGCCGACCCCCUCGGCACAUGAAGUUCAACGAAGCUCUCAAAGUCCGAAGUUUGAAUCCACUAUGGAUACAGAUGCAAUGGAUAAAGAGGAGCCUUCGAAUAUCGCCGAGACGGAUGCUGUCGAAGCAGGCUCGAUUGAGCGAGGUCAUCCUGAUGAGCAAGAGGAAUCCUUGACAGAGCCUGAAGGUGAAGAAGUAGAAAACCCUUGUUCUCCAUCAGCUGCAGUGGUAGUAAAGGAUGAGUAUGAGGACUCUGAGGGCAGUGAGUCAGAGUCAGACCAAGAGGACCAGGUGUCCGUAGAGGCUAGCGAGAAAAUGUCUGAAACCAGUGACUAUGCUGAGAUUUCAAGAACACCUAGGAAUGCUAGCGGACACAUUAUUCAGAGCGAGUCCUCCCCAUCAGUGGAAUCUCGAGAUGAUUCCAAGGAACGUGGCAACUAUGACGAGUACGACGAAAUGGAAGAGGACGGAAGCGACGAAGAGCGAUAUGAAGAAGGGUACGACGAUGAAGAGCCGGAGAGCAGGCUUGAGCGCAUGUAUGAUGACUCCGAAUCUGAAAUAGAAUCAGAAUACAGUGGGUCUGAAGAACAAAUUCGAUCGCGUUUUAGCCCAAGAACCGUGGAACCUGAGGUCAUUGUUUUAGAUAGCGACAGCGAAGAUGAACCCCCUACUAGGCCUUCGGUGAAUGUUCCUCGAGGCUCAACACGAGAAAUUGACGAGGUGUCAGAUGAGAGCUACUACUAUUCGAAAGCUGAGAGAUAUUCUGCGGACGAAAUGGAGGAUUCAGAAAGCGAAGAUGAAGCAUCGGAAGCCGAGGGUGAGGAAGAGAGCGAAGAAGAAGAAGAAGAAGAGGAGGAGGAGGAGGAGGAGAUGACGUACGAGGAAGCUCGACCCGACGACGGGCUUGUGGAGGAUGAAGGGAUAGUUCACGAGGGACAUCAUGGACCUGAGCAGAUGGACGAGGAAUCAUAUGUGGAACAACCAGUGGAAGGCCAUGAUGAGCCCAUGCAAGAACAACCUCACUGGGACAUGGAGGCUAGUCCUCCAACAUUGCCUAAAACCCUCCACCCGGCACCGUCUCGCAAUAUCUCGGAGUCUUAUGAGAUUGCUGAGGAAUCCCAAGAACCCUCUUCUUAUAAUCCUGACAAAGACCUUGACGUUGUUGUGUACACAUCAACAAACACACGAUCUGUUGAAAAAUCUUAUGUUGGCAGUGGCUCCGAGCCGCAUACUUACGACAUGGCAAUUGACCCUAAAUUAUACGAAACUCGGGCCUUUGAAGGCAACACUGAUAGCGUUGAUGAGAGCAUGAACGACGGACAUCACCAUCACGACGAACGUCCGGUUCCUGUUGAGGAUGAACCAACAACAGGCAGCGAGGCCCUAGGGAAUGCCCACAGGGUAGCCCUUGCCUUUCAACUUGAUGGCGCUGCCGCGUUGCCGAUAAUAUCUCGACCUCUUGAGGAUUCUCCCGAGGCGUCAAUCCGUCAACCCGCUCAGCAACCGGUAACCCCGGACGCGUCGCAAAUCACUGAAACUGAGCCGGUUCAUCCUUCUAUCAAAGCUCCUGCCGACGCACCGCCCACUCCCGAACCCACGCAGAAUAUAACAGAGUCGCUAGUAGUAACAGAAGAUGAAUCUUCUUCAAUUGCCGUAACGAUCAAAUCAGCGAAGAGUCCGGACGAGACCGAAGAUGACACAAAACACGGAAUCGAAGGUGAUUUGGUUGUCGAAAGCACAGAGAACCCCGCGUCACUCAAUGAGGACUGGAUUCUGCAAGCCAGCAUUGAGCUUGAUGACAAACCAGAGGAGAUCAUCAACAGGGGUCGAGUGGCUUCAGUAGACCGCCAUUAUCCUGGUUUGCGAAGCAGGCUCUCUUAUUUUGCCCCUCUUGCCACGCUGGUUGAUCACUAUAAUGCCUUGGUCGAUACAAUCUCAGUGGCCACCGAAGUCCGCCCGCCAGUCCGGGCUGCGUCGGGGAAAAAGGACUUUAUUCUUACUCUCCAGCUGACGGAUCCAUCCAUGGCCGGCACUACCGUUUCUGCUCAGAUCCUGCGGCCCUACAAGUCAGCAUUGCCGUCUCUUGCUGAAGGAGACGCUAUUUUACUACGAAACUUCCGAGUCAAAACCUUGGACCACUCCGUGAUGCUCCUCAGCGACAGCACAAGUGCCUGGGCGGUUUUCACAACGGCCACCGGAACCCCCCAAGUCAACGGCCCCCCUGUUGAAUACGGAUCGGAAGAAGAAUCAUUCGCUACGGACUUGCGCCAAUGGUAUCAGGAAGGCGGGAUGGCCAUGGUGGCAGAUAACCAGCUCCAAGCAUCGGUGGAACAGGAAAGCAGGGGUCCGACCCCAGUUAGCAGUGCGGCGCCGAGCGACGCAGGAAGCGUCGAUUCAGCGGCCCGCGAAGCCCGCGGUGACACGUCGACAUCUAGCCGGGGUUCGCGCCGGAGGAAGUCUCAUCGCAGAGUCACCAUCCAUGAACUGAGAGACGGAAGGCGGUAUGCGGAGGUUGGUUCGCCUCCUGGUAAGGAGGGUAUACAUGAGCUUCGCGAUGGAACGGUGUACGCGAAUCUUUGA
Messenger RNA from Aspergillus ochraceoroseus IBT 24754, 3861 nucleotides. RefSeq lists its product as uncharacterized. Gene Ontology annotation, molecular function: DNA binding. Lineage: Eukaryota; Fungi; Ascomycota; Eurotiomycetes; Eurotiales; Aspergillaceae. The record is from RefSeq and is a predicted model, not a curated record. Gene Ontology annotation, cellular component: chromosome, telomeric region. Gene Ontology annotation, biological process: telomere maintenance. The coding region runs from base 1 to 3861 and encodes 1286 amino acids. The transcript is spliced from 2 exons.